AUGAAGACACUUAAUUGUUACGUGCUGUUACUUUGCUGGAAAGCAAUCUGCUGCAACAGCUGUCAGCUCACCAAUAUUACUAUAGCCGUGGAAAGAGAAGAAUGUGAAUUCUGUAUUACAGUGAAUGCCACGUGGUGCUCAGGAUACUGCUUCACAAGGGAUCCGGUAUAUAAAUAUCCACCAGUAUCAACUGCUCAGCAAACCUGUACCUUCAAGGAGGUUGUGUAUGAAACAGUGAAGAUCCCUGGCUGUGGUGACCAUCCUGAAUCUUUUUAUUCAUACCCAGUAGCUACAGAAUGUCACUGUGACUCCUGUGACACUGACACCACUGACUGCACUGUGAGGGGACUGGGGCCAUCCUACUGUUCCUUCAGUCAGAAUGGAAGUAACCAGUGA
Prinia subflava (tawny-flanked prinia) is the source of this 396-nucleotide messenger RNA. It is a transcript of the gene FSHB, whose product is annotated as follicle stimulating hormone subunit beta. Gene Ontology annotation, biological process: follicle-stimulating hormone signaling pathway. The record is from RefSeq and is a predicted model, not a curated record. The transcript is spliced from 2 exons. Gene Ontology annotation, molecular function: follicle-stimulating hormone activity. Gene Ontology annotation, cellular component: cytoplasm; extracellular region. Lineage: Eukaryota; Metazoa; Chordata; Aves; Passeriformes; Cisticolidae. Bases 1 to 396 code for a protein of 131 amino acids.